AUGGCACCUACAAACGACCAAUCCCAGCCAAACCGGACUCGAACAGUCUUGGUCACGGGCGCCAAUGGCUACAUCGGCUCCGCAAUCUGUCGAGCCUUUGUCAGAGCCGGCUGGAAGACAUUUGGCCUAGUUCGGAAGGCCUCAGCUACGGCCGAGUUGACGCUCUCAGAGGCGAUUCCAGUGGUGGGCACAUUUACCGACCAUGGUUUUCUCGACGGCCUGUACGAACAGUCCCAGACUUUCGAUGCCAUUGUGAGCUGCACUGAGCAAUUCCCUGGCUAUGGGGCCCAUUUCCAAGAGGUCAUGGGCCUUGUUCGUGUCCUUGCCGCCAAGAGCAACGAAAACGGCGUGCGGCCGCUCGUCCUUUGGUCAUCCGGCUGCAAGGACUACGGCAUGACAGGUGCCCAUGGAACACCAGGCCUGUCUGCCCAAACAGAAGAAUCCCCGCUCAAUGGCCCGGAACUCCUCCGAGAACGACAAGAGAGCUGCGUCACCAUCUUCGACCACCCUGAGCUCUUUGACGCAAUCCUCCUGCGGCCGACAUGCGUUUUUGGAUACUCGAGCAGCUACUACGGAGCCAUGUUUGAUUUCGUGUCCGAAGAAGCAGCAUCCGGUGCCAAGGUGCUCAAGGUUCCCGGCAACCCGAACAGCAUCAUGCAUGCCACGCACGUCGACGAUUGUGCGGAGGCAUACUUGCAACUGGCGCAGCACGAGGACAGAAAGGCAGUGGCUGGACAGGCUUUCAACAUUUCCGGUCACCGCUACGAGACGAUGCAAGAAGUGACAGAGGCAUUGGCCAAGGAGUACGGGUUCGAGGGCGGUGUUGAGUUUGUUUUCGCCGCGGAUGCUCCAGCUUCGUUCCCUACUGGGCUGCACUCCGUCCUCAGCUUCAGCCAGUGGGUUGGCAGCGACAAGAUCCGACAAGCGAUUGGGUGGACGGACAAGCGGUCGCUGUUCUCACAGAAUGUCCGAGUGCAUCGCAAAGCCUACGAGGCUCUAAAGAAGAGCGGACACGACAAUAUCGCGACCAUUCAACAAAGAAUCGGACAGGGCCAGAUGAAGCGAGUUGGAUUUACACGACAAGAGUAG
Molecule: messenger RNA, 1089 nt
Organism: Ilyonectria robusta
Lineage: Eukaryota; Fungi; Ascomycota; Sordariomycetes; Hypocreales; Nectriaceae
Exons: 1
Coding region: 1-1089 (362 amino acids)
Source: RefSeq, a predicted model, not a curated record